UACGGUUUUUUCAACAAAGGCGUUCUGACGAAAACUGACAUUUCGUCAGCUCUGCGUCUGCGUGUUGGGCCUGAUUUUUUAGAAAAAAAUUUGCCAUUGCUACACCGCCAUUAUCGCUAGCAGCGUGAAUUUGCGUGAUCUCCAAGAGUCAUGGCUGCAAAAUCGGAGCUUCAAAUAAAAAGGAUAAAAAUUGAUGCUGCCCCGUACUCUUCAGUCGAGUCUUGCAAUCGGCAAAUUUCUCAACUGCGCGACAGUGUAAAUGAAAAGCUAUCUGCCAUCGAGUUGAAUGUGAAGAAAGUGGCCAAUACAUGCGUCCUGAUAUCAAACAAGGUCACAAGCAUCGAGAACGCCCUGCGGGAUCAGCAGAAUCAAAGGCACCCUUGCUGUCAGGACGUGUUGGAAAUGUUGAAGUCCAUCAAGCAGGACAUAGCUAGCUCUUUUAACAAUGCAAAUAACACUUUCACUACGAGCUCUCAGAAAAAUUCUAAUGACUCAGCACCAGUGGUCCUUGUGCCAACUCCCUAUGGCGAAAUGUCCCAGGUGGAGGCAAAUGUCAGCAUAGACUCGAGGAUGCAGGUCAUCACCCUUAACAAAGAAGAAGACUAUCCUGAUGGCUCUUGGCUAGGAAAUGAAAACAACUCGGAGUCUAGAGUCAGAGUUCCCAUUUCUCCAAUGGAUUUGAUCCACAUCAACGGCUACUGCUCAACGCCAGAAAAGAUGGCACUCGUCUUGCUUGACUACUUAUUUCCCAGAGACGUUCUUGCAGUCUCGAACCUCUCUGGCAAAGGAAAGCACGGGAAAAAGCAAUUGUCCCCCUUGAUGAUUUAUGGAAUUAGGUGCCACUUGGUGCAUAAGUUUAAAAUUACUGAGAAAGAUUGGUACAGGAUCAAACAAAAUAUGGACUCUAAAUGUAGAACAGCGUGGAGGAAAAAAUCACAUGGGUUGCCUCUAGGUGGAUUUAAGCACCAUGAUCUUGAGGAAGGUGAAGACGACGAAGAAAGCACUGAAGAAAUUCAAGAAGUUGGGUCCGUCAUAGUUUCUACAAGUAACAUAGACGAAGGUGGUUCGAUUUCACUAGACCCCGAGACCCUCCAGCUGAUACAAAAUGGACAAGGUGAUUCCAUUAAAGUGUUGACAACUUCGUCUGAGCACCUUGCAAAGUAUCAACAAGUUGUGCAAAAUGAUCAACUCCUGCCAGUCUGGGCCCUUCAAGAUGGUUCAGGAAUUUUGACAACAGAUAGCAAUGGGGAACUCUUCGUAACGGACCCUGAUUCGUUAUCAAUUGGGGAACAUCCAACUUUGGCUCUUGUUACUAAUAAUGGCGAGCAGAUUUUGAUGGAAAGGUCUAAUCCCAUCAUUGAAUUAGCUGACGACUCCGUAGACUCAUCAGGUGAUAUCUAAGAACUGCAGAAUUGUAGAUAAGUAUUGUCUGGAAGUGCGCUGUUAAAUUUUGUAAUAAUAAUAAUUUGGAGCCACCAAAAUUAAGAUGCUGGAAUUUUCA
Molecule: messenger RNA, 1501 nt
Organism: Neocloeon triangulifer
Lineage: Eukaryota; Metazoa; Arthropoda; Insecta; Ephemeroptera; Baetidae
Product: protein BANP-like
Exons: 9
Coding region: 151-1401 (416 amino acids)
Biological process (GO): negative regulation of protein catabolic process; protein localization to nucleus
Molecular function (GO): DNA binding
Source: RefSeq, a predicted model, not a curated record